This is a messenger RNA of Cucurbita pepo subsp. pepo (vegetable marrow), 602 nucleotides long. RefSeq names its product one helix protein (gene OHP). The record is from RefSeq and is a predicted model, not a curated record. Lineage: Eukaryota; Viridiplantae; Streptophyta; Magnoliopsida; Cucurbitales; Cucurbitaceae.
AAAAAAGAGUUCCGGAAAAGAAAAGAAAUUGAAGAGGAAAGUUGUGAUAACAUUACCGAAGCCGUGGUUGUGGUUGUGGUUGUCGUUGUGUUUGGGGCAUUACCAAGUAAUGGCGUCCUCCGCUACGAUUUUAUCGUCUUCUCUUCUUCCGGCCAGUGCUCCGAUCUGUGACCGUCAAGACGGCCGACUCUGUCUCUUCCAAGUUGGGUCUGUCCGUGCCAAUAACAGAAGGGCUCGUGCCCCUUUUAGGGUUCAGGCCGCAAAGCCUCCGGCUGGAGUUGAAUUGCCAAAAGUACAGCCGAAAUUUGAAGCCCCGUUUCUUGGAUUCACUAAAACUGCUGAAAUCUGGAAUUCCAGAGCCAGCAUGAUAGGCCUCAUUGGGAUAUUCGUAGUAGAGCUGAUAUUGAACAAGGGUAUACUUCAGGUGAUUGGAGUUGAUAUUGGGAAAGGACUGGAUCUUCCUCUUUGAUUUCCAGAAAGCUUAUUAUCAUCUUGAGAUCCUUUGUGUUUUUUUUUUUAAAUCAAAAUUGUAACUGUAAUAUAGACCUCUCAACUGUAUCAGAGAAUUCUACAUUCUUCAAGUUCUUGUACUUCAUAAGUAA